ACCGCAGGAAAAUAGGCUCUCCGAUUUCCUUUAUUUUGCUUUCGAACUAAGGAAAAACGAUUUGUGCAUAAUUUUCUGUUGUGCGCUUAAAAAUAGAGAAACGGUUUCUAACAUUUUCCAUCGUUGACUUCUGUAGCAAAAUAUAAUGCCCAGAAGCUUUUGGAAGGCAGUGACAGUGGCUGUGGUGGGAAUGAGAUCCCGAAACCAAGGUGGUGAAAGUUCAUCGAAUGGGCACAUCUCUUGCCCCAAGACCUCUAGCACCAGCAAUGCCGGUGAGAAAAGUCUCUCAGAAGAGACAAAGAAGAAGAACAAAUCGAACAGGAAGGAGGAGGAUGUCAUGGCUUCAGGAACGGUCAGGCGACCCCUGAAACCAUCUGGUGAGAGUGAACGAAAGACCAAGAAGAGUCUGGAGUUAUCCAAAGAAGAUCUCAUCCAGCUGCUCAGUAUCAUGGAAGGGGAGUUGCAGGCCAGAGAGGAUGUGAUCCACAUGCUGAAGACAGAGAAAACCAAGCCCGAGGUUCUGGAAGCUCAUUAUGGAUCUGCAGAGCCGGAGAAAGUGCUUCGGGUCCUGCACCGAGAUGCCAUUCUGGCCCAAGAGAAGUCCAUAGGCGAAGACGUCUAUGAGAAGCCCAUCUCUGAGCUGGACAGACUGGAGGAGAAGCAGAAGGAGACGUACCGGCGCAUGCUGGAGCAGCUGCUGCUGGCGGAGAAGUGCCACCGGCGCACGGUGUACGAGCUGGAGACGGAGAAACACAAGCACUCGGACUACAUGAGCAAGAGCGACGACUUCACCAACCUGCUGGAGAGGGAGCGCGAGAGGUUGAAAAAGCUCCUUGAACAAGAAAAGGCUUACCAAGCCCGCAAAGAAAAGGAAAAUGCCAAGCGGCUCAAUAAACUGAGAGACGAGCUUGUCAAACUCAAGUCCUUCGCACUCAUGCUGGUGGAUGAAAGGCAAAUGCAUAUCGAGCAACUGGGCCUGCAAAGCCAGAAAGUACAGGAUCUCACCCAGAAACUGAAGGAGGAAGAAGAAAAGCUCAAAGCGGUCACUUCCAAAUCCAAAGAAGACAGGCAGAAACUGCUCAAGUUGGAGGUGGACUUCGAACACAAGGCCUCGAGAUUCACUCAAGAGCAUGAAGAGAUGAACGCCAAGCUGGCUAACCAGGAGUCUCACAACCGACAGCUACGACUCAAGCUGGUCGGCUUGUCUCAGAGGAUCGAGGAGCUAGAAGAGACCAACAGAAACCUACAGAAGGCCGAGGAAGAGCUUCAAGAGUUACGAGACAAAAUCGCCAAAGGGGAAUGUGGCAACUCCAGCCUCAUGGCAGAAGUGGAAAAUCUCCGAAAGCGCGUGCUGGAGAUGGAGGGUAAAGACGAGGAGAUCACCAAAACUGAGUCCCAGUGUCGGGAACUGCGGAAGAGGCUGCAGGAGGAAGAACAUCACAGCAAGGAGCUCAAACUUGAAGUGGAGAAGUUGCAGAAGAGAAUGUCCGAGCUGGAGAAACUGGAGGAAGCGUUUAGCAAGAGUAAGUCGGAAUGCUCCCAGCUGCACUUGAAUCUGGAGAAAGAAAAGAACUUAACCAAAGACCUGCUGAAUGAGCUGGAGGUGGUCAAGAGCCGAGUGAAAGAGCUCGAGUGCUCUGAAAGUAGGUUGGAAAAGGCUGAGCUAAGCCUCAAAGACGACCUUACGAAGUUGAAGUCAUUUACUGUGAUGCUGGUUGAUGAAAGGAAAAAUAUGAUGGAGAAAAUAAAGCAAGAAGAGCGAAAAGUCGAUGGGCUCAAUAAAAAUUUUAAGGUGGAACAAGGAAAGGUCAUGGAUGUAACUGAAAAAUUAAUUGAAGAAAGUAAGAAGCUCUUAAAACUGAAGUCUGAAAUGGAGGAGAAAGUGUACAGUUUGACUAAAGAGAGAGAUGAGCUGAUAGGUAAGCUGAAAAGUGAGGAAGAAAAGUCCUCCGAAUUGAGCUGCAGUGUGGAUUUGUUAAAGAAGAGACUCGACGGUCUAGAGGAAGUGGAACGAGAAAGGAGAGGGAGGUCUCGAAAGGGGCCCGAGCUCACCGGCCCAGAGGACAACAAGAUCAAGGAGCUGACGCUGGAAAUUGAGAGGCUGAAGAAGCGCCUUCAGCAGCUGGAGGUGGUGGAAGGGGAUCUGAUGAAGACGGAGGACGAGUACGACCAGCUGGAGCGGAAAUUCCGAACGGAGCAGGAUAAGGCCAACUUCCUCUCUCAGCAGCUAGAGGAAAUCAAGCACCAAAUCGCCAAGAACAAGGCGAUAGAGAAAGGGGAGGCCGUGAGCCAGGAGGCCGAACUGAGACACAGGUUCCGGCUGGAAGAGGCCAAGAGUCGAGAUUUGAAAGCCGAGGUGCAAGCUCUCAAGGAGAAGAUCCACGAACUGAUGAACAAGGAAGACCAGCUUUCCCAGCUCCAGGUAGAUUACUCGGUCCUCCAACAGAGAUUUCUGGAAGAAGAAAACAAGAACAAGAGCAUGCGGCAGGAGGUGCUCCACCUGAGCAAGGAGCUGGAGCUGUCCAAGCGCUACAGCCGCGCGCUGCGGCCCAGCGUGGCGGGGCGCCGGAUGGUGGACGUGCCCGUGGCGUCCACCGCGGCUAGAGAUGGUGCAGGCUUGAACUAUGGCAGCAAAAAUGAGGACAGAGAUGCUUCUUGCCGUCCUUCACCUGCGGGUGUUCCUGUGUCUUGGGAGUCCUCUGAUGCUCAGACCGAUGUCCUAUCUGCGGGAAACUCACCGGCAUCUCCCUUGUGUCUCUGUGCUCUCUUCCAGUCGGGACAAGAUGGGUCAUCCCAGCGGCCUGCACCCACCCGCAUUCCUAUGUCAAAAGGUAUGAAAGCAGGAAAGCCAGUAGUGGCAGCUCCAGGAGCAGGAAAUCUGACCAAAUUCGAGGCUCGAGCUGAGACUCAGUCUAUGAAAAUAGAGCUGAAGAAAUCUGCAGCCAGCAGCACUACCUCUCUCGGAGUGGGGAAGGGCUGAGGGCAGUGGCUGCGGGGGUAUGUUGUGCAGAUGCUACCGCUGCUGCGGAAACGAACUUCGCCUGUUCGUGCCAACUCUUGAUCCGUACUAACUUAAGUUUUAAAGAUCUUGCUUAUGAAGUAAUCAACUAAUAGCCAUGUGUCUUUUCUAUUUUGUGCAUUUGUUUUGGUGCUGGGGGACAGAAUUAGUUACCUGUUUGCCGCGCGGUAUGUUGGGGUCGCUGGGCCAGAGGAAGGGCCAGGCCGCUAGUUUCGGUUCUGCUUCUAGCAACUGGAUCUGUCAGUCAGUCCGCCAGUAAGGAAGCCCUCAGUUUCCUCCUCAGCAGGUUUGGGGGCUAAAUCACAUGCUCUUGAAGGCUGGCUCUCAUGUUUUCUAGUCAUAAGCAAAAUUUAAAAGACUUCAUUCUACAAUAAUUUUUUUUUUUCCAAAAAACCCUAUAUGGAGCAGGACACAGCUUAACAAUUGUCUACCCAAUCCUGAAUUUGAUACAUGGGCUGAGGAAAAAAAAAAUCUCAUAGCUAUUUCAGGACCUGGAGCACUGAAAUUUUGCAGACAUGAAAAAGAAAGUCUUUAAUAGGGUUUCAGGAAAUAAUUUGAAUAUGAAAUAAAAUGGAAAUAACUAUGGAAUCCUAAAAACAGAGUUUGACUUCUUUGUGUGUGUCUGUGUGCAUUGUAGAAAUUUUGGACACUUCCAAAAGAUUCCCAGAACUUCACAGACAGUAAUUUUAGAAUCAUAAUGUCAGGCUCGUGCUCCAUUCAAGUUUGCAGUGGCUGCAGAUUGUGGAGCUGUUUGAAUAGAGUUGCCAAGUGGCACUGCAGCUCAACCAAAAUUGUGACGGAUAGAAAAUAGCAGAAAAAUAGCAGAAAAUUCAGCUACUUUAAUGCUGGGGGGUGGGGAUGGCAUUUUUCACAGUGUAAUUGAGUGCAAAUAUUUUGAACUUUACUUGUAAGUACAGAACCAGUUCAUGAUUUGCAGUGGGUGUGUAAGUAUCUGUGUUUGCUGUGUGGUGUGGAGUACGUUUGUAUUCCUGUCAGCUUUACUCUUAUUUGAAUCAUUUUCUUUAGUUAAGCGUGUUUUAAUAAGCAUGAGAAGAGUGUGAGUGCAAAGUACUACAUGUCCUUGUGAGAUUAACCGCGUUAGGUCUUUGUGCUGUGAGUCCCGUAAGCACAAAUGAGCUCAAGGCUAGGAACCUGCCGCUUCACACACCAAAGUCUCCUGUAGCCUUAGCUUUGCCAAAGUGUUUAGGCCAAGUAGGUGAACUUUACAAAAAUAUAAUAACUGAAGAGUUAUGGAUUUUUGAUUUUCUAUUUCUGAAUUGUUAGUGUUUCAAAAUUAUAUAGAUAGUUUCUGAUCUUGACAUUUGGGAAAAGGUGUAUCAAAAAAGACAUAAGAGGGCCAGGGAUUUAGCUUAGUGGUUCCACCGCCUGCCUCGCAAGCACA
This is a messenger RNA of Fukomys damarensis (Damara mole-rat), 4421 nucleotides long. RefSeq names its product filamin A interacting protein 1 (gene Filip1). NCBI's taxonomy places the organism in Eukaryota, Metazoa, Chordata, Mammalia, Rodentia, Bathyergidae. The transcript is spliced from 7 exons. The record is from RefSeq and is a predicted model, not a curated record. The coding region runs from base 146 to 2980 and encodes 944 amino acids.